GUCAAAAUUCCAAAAGAAGAAGAAAGACUCGCUAAGCCGGACAUUUUUCCCUCACACAGUUCUCUUGGCACGCGUCGUUUCUCCUCAGUUUCCAUCGUUUUACCUGACCUGAAUUCUCGAUUAUUAUUUUACAUAGUCAAACAUUUUACAAUCGGCGCUUGUUGAAGCUUGGCGGCCUUCUUUAGCAAACCUAGCUUAGCUUAACACGUCGUCAAGAAAGCGUCUGACGCGACGUAGUGUCAACAUGAGUCCAAAAACAAUUAGUCCUGACAUCGUGGAUCUACGGAAAUCACUAAAUGGCAUGAGAGAAGAAAUGAGGAAAUUAUCUAAACAACAAGAGGAGCUACUACUGACAGUACGACAGCUGAAAGAACAAAAUGAGGAAAAAGACAAAGAAAUUGCGGCCCUGGCCGGCCGUGUGGCAAAUUUGGAGCAGUACUCCAGCAUCAAUAAUGUGAUGAUUUCGGGAUCACCAAGCAAAGGGAUCAGUGGCAUCAGACAAUGUCUUGACCCAGAGUCUCCCGGCGUUAAAGAGGAAGUGGAGCUCAUCCAAAUCAAACAGGAGGAACCUGAGCCCCCUCGCCAGCAAAAAAGAGAGGAGCAACUCCCCGUCGAAAAGGUGGAGGAAGAGACGCAGUCCAUUAAAAUGGAGAAAGAGGAGCAAGAUAUCACCAGUUGGACUGGUGAAUCCCAAGCAGACAGCCUCAUCCCUCCGCUAUCAGAUAGCGACAACACGUCGUCACACUUGCCUAACAACGAAGAUUUGGAAAAGCAUAUGAAGAGCCUCACCGGAGGAAAACCAUUUCCCUGCUCAUUUUGUGGCCAAAGUUUCCGUAAAAAGGGACACUUAACAGAACACACGAGAAUCCACACUGGAGAGAAACCAUUCGCCUGCUCAGAUUGUGGCCAAAGAUUCGAUCGGAGUUUAAAAUUACAAAGACACAUAAGAAAGCACACGGGAGAAAAACCUUUUACCUGCUCAGCUUGCGGUAAAGGAUUCGCUAAUAAGUCGGAUUUAAUAAAGCACGCAAGAACGCACACGGGGGAAAAACCUUUUGCCUGCUCUGUUUGCGGUCGAAAAUUCACUUGGGAGGCCAACUUAAGAAUGCACGUGAGAAUUCACUCUGGUGAGAAACCUUACGCCUGCUCAGUUUGUGGUCGAAAAUUCCUUCGGAAGUACGCCUUGAAAAUACACACGAGAACCCACGCUGCCGUGUUUGCUGUGUAAAUCCCGCUUGUGGCAUUACGGUAUUCUCGACCACUAUACACUGCGAGCUCGUCACAUUGCUUUUAUGACAUUCAAGUCUCGUUUCUCCAGUUGACAUUGCUUUUUGAGAUACUACGGCGCUGGAAACGAGACGGUAAUGCGGAAUAAAUCAAGUUUGUCAAAUGCUGAAACUCCGAAAGGCUUUUUUUUUUUUGCUCAGAAGAACAAUUAUUUUCGUCAAGAUGUGUUUUUAUUUGUUAUGCUUUUGUCAAAUUAUUACAUAGAUUUUAAACAUCUCUAGUGUUUGACUUGCACUGUCAUUUUUUGUAGUUUUAAUAAAAUUGAAGCAGAAAUAAUUUAAUUUUAUGGCUGAUUUAAAAUUCCAUGGAAAAGAAGAGAAACUGCAUGCUGCUGCUAAAUGUAAUCCACUUAAAAUGGCGCUAUCUAACGGCAACAUGAGGUUCAGUCUUGGCAAGCUUUUAACUGGCCAGAAAUGUAGCAUGAGUUGUCUGACUCCAGCACCCCCCUCCAAGGACUCUUAAGUGUGGUGAAAUACUUUUUUUUUUUUUAAUGAACUUAUUUCACGAUGCACUUGACGGCGCAAUGUACGUCAUCUCUCGAUCGACACCCUCAUAGCUAGAGAGCGGGAACGUUAGGAACUAAAACUUCAAGAUUUCAUACAAGUUGUGUGGAAAAAAAAUACUCCCAGAUAAUUACUAAGGAAGAAGUGUGCCUCCACCUCUGAGUCCUACAACAAAUUAGGGGCAUGUGUCAAUGGCUACAUCUUGUCAGAAAACAUAGUAAUGAAGAACAAAUAGGUAAAACACAACUACUGCUAUUAGUACUGCAAAUAAAUCGCUGUAUUUAAGUACUGUAGUAGACCAAGGGCGUCCAAACUUUAUUUAUCAAAGUUCUAACUGUAAGGCCUAAUUUUCUAUAAAAAUGAAGCCAGCUUGAUGGGAAAAUAAAACAUGUGAGUUGUAGUAAACAAUCAUGCAAUCUGUGUAACAGGGCAGUCUUCCGGCUGGUCCAAGAACAGUGUCUGGAACAUGUGGUUGUAGAAGUCAGGGUGGUAUUUACAAGCCCGUUCGCAGUCUGGGCUGAAGUUAAACUCUAGAAUCUGAGGAAUCAUGAUACGAUCGCCUGUUGGGUAUUACAAAAAAAAUACAUUAUACAUACUCUCACUAGAGUAAUAUGACUAACCAUGGUCCAAGAUCCUACUUAAUGAACAGCAGUCAACAAUAAUGUCAGCUUUUUUAGAAUACUUGCCAUUUUCCUCCGUUCUCCACUUCAGCAUGAGGUCGACAGCAUAGAUUGCUCGGGAAGGCGGGUAUGGACAAACACCAUACGGGGCAGGUCGAGAUGAAUAAGCCUGGAAGAGCCUCUUGAAAGCUUCAAACAAUUGUGCCUAAAAGAAAAAAAAUAUGACGGCAAUUGUCAAAACCCCAUGUUUAAAAAAAAUAAUAAAACUGCCACGCUGCCACACACGCAUCUCCAAUAAGAACAAUCUACUAAAGUCAUAUUUUACAGACACAAGUGUUAACAACAAGCCCAAUAAAGAGCUUGUGUAGCGUCAUCCAUUUCCACAGAUAUUUAUUAUUCAUUUAUUAUGCGUAGUUCUUCCCAGCUUCUCUCUGUAUCUGACAAGUAGGGGUCUAAAAAAAUCCAGCGCGACCCGGGCCGAUCAAUUAACUUGAUUUGGAGGCCCGAACCAGAAAAAAAAACAAAAAAAAACAGGAUUUUAUAUUUUAUUUGUUUGGACUCAAGUGGAGGAGGAAAAGCAGGGAUGCGAUGCGUGGUUGCGUUUUGUGUGAUCACAUUUGUGAUAAUGCCUGUUCAUAAUGAUAACAAAUUAAAGCAUGUCUUUUGUAACGAAUUCUCCCAGCUUUUGUAUUUGUGUGUCUAUUCUAUCGGACAGAUAUAGUGGAUUUGACAUUUAUUUUAAUUUCUUCGAGUUGGCAGAAAAAAACGCAAGUAUUUUUAAUGUUUAAAUAGUCUAUAUAUUUUUAUGAUCAUUAUAAAUGCAUUCACACAACGAAAUAACGCUGGAAAAGUUGGUUAAAUAUAUUUCUCGUAUGAGAGCAAAGCGUCACAUUCGUUUACAUUCAGCAAAGCCGACACAGGUUUCUUUAUCGCAUCUUCAACAAUCAAUUUGAAGCCUUUCCAUGCCCCACUCUCCUUUUCCUACCGUAUAUGCCGUCUUCAGUUUGUUUUUCACUUCUUAUAUAUUGAAAAGGAAGUACCAGGAUGCGGACUCGAAGGGCACCGGGGCGGGAUUAAAAAGAUUAAAAGAUUAAAAAGAGGGCGAAGCCACGGCAUUCACGUCUCUCUCCGUUUUAUCCAAAUUAUUUAUUUUAUA
Corythoichthys intestinalis (scribbled pipefish) is the source of this 3566-nucleotide messenger RNA. RefSeq names its product oocyte zinc finger protein XlCOF8.4-like. Gene Ontology annotation, molecular function: DNA-binding transcription factor activity, RNA polymerase II-specific; RNA polymerase II cis-regulatory region sequence-specific DNA binding. Bases 245 to 1228 code for a protein of 327 amino acids. Lineage: Eukaryota; Metazoa; Chordata; Actinopteri; Syngnathiformes; Syngnathidae. The transcript is spliced from 2 exons. Gene Ontology annotation, biological process: regulation of transcription by RNA polymerase II. The record is from RefSeq and is a predicted model, not a curated record.